Messenger RNA from Grammomys surdaster, 1568 nucleotides. It is a transcript of the gene Irx2, whose product is annotated as iroquois homeobox 2. Gene Ontology annotation, cellular component: nucleus. Gene Ontology annotation, molecular function: RNA polymerase II cis-regulatory region sequence-specific DNA binding; DNA-binding transcription factor activity, RNA polymerase II-specific. The record is from RefSeq and is a predicted model, not a curated record. The transcript has 5 exons. Bases 1 to 1425 code for a protein of 474 amino acids. Lineage: Eukaryota; Metazoa; Chordata; Mammalia; Rodentia; Muridae. Gene Ontology annotation, biological process: regulation of transcription by RNA polymerase II; neuron differentiation; cell development.
AUGUCCUACCCGCAGGGCUACCUGUACCAAGCGCCCGGCUCGCUGGCGCUCUACUCGUGCCCCGCGUACGGCGCGUCCGCGCUGGCGGCGCCGCGCAGCGAGGAGCUGGCGCGCUCGGCGUCGGGCUCCGCGUUCAGCCCGUACCCUGGCUCGGCGGCCUUCACAGCGCAGGCGGCAACCGGCUUCGGGAGCCCGCUGCAGUACUCGGCCGACGCCGCCGCGGCCGCCGCUGCCGGCUUCCCGUCGUACAUGGGCUCGCCAUAUGACACGCACACCACUGGAAUGACUGGCGCCAUCAGCUAUCACCCAUAUGGCAGCGCGGCCUACCCAUACCAGCUCAACGACCCCGCAUACCGCAAGAACGCCACGCGGGACGCCACUGCUACACUGAAAGCCUGGCUCAACGAACACCGCAAGAACCCAUACCCCACCAAAGGAGAGAAGAUUAUGCUGGCCAUCAUCACCAAGAUGACCCUCACGCAGGUCUCCACCUGGUUCGCCAAUGCGCGCCGGCGCCUCAAGAAGGAGAACAAAAUGACCUGGGCCCCGAGGAACAAAAGCGAAGACGAGGACGAGGACGAGGGAGAUGCUUCCAGAAGCAAGGAGGAGAGUCCAGACAAAGCUCAGGACGGCACAGAAACCUCGGCGGAGGACGAAGGGAUCAGUCUACACGUCGACUCGCUCACGGACCACUCGUGCUCGGCGGAGUCAGAUGGGGAGAAAUUGCCCUGCCGCGCCGGGGAUCCCUUGUGUGAAUCGGGCUCGGAGUGUAAGGACAAGUUUGAGGACCUGGAGGAUGAGGACGACGACGAAGACGAGUGCGAGCGGGACCUGGCGCCGCCCAAGCCAGUGACCUCCUCGCCUCUCACCGGCGUGGAGGCGCCCCUGCUGAGCCCGGCUCCAGAAACCGCGCCGCGCGGUGGCAGCGGUGGCAAGACGCCCCUAGGCAGCCGGACGUCGCCUGGAGCGCCGCCGCCCGCCAGCAAGCCCAAGCUGUGGUCGCUGGCCGAGAUAGCCACGUCGGACCUCAAGCAACCAAGCUUGGGCCCGGGUUGCGGGCCUCCGGGGCUGCCCGCUGCCGCCGCGCCUGCCUCGUCUGGGGCCCCUCCGGGAGGCUCGCCCUAUUCUGCUUCACCGCUGCUGGGCCGCCACCUCUAUUACACGUCCCCUUUCUAUGGCAACUACACAAACUACGGGAACUUAAACGCAGCGCUGCAAGGCCAGGGCCUUCUGCGGUACAAUACCGCGGCCUCCUCACCAGGCGAGACACUGCACGCCGUGCCCAAGGCGACCAGCGACGCGGGCAAGGCGGGCUCCCAUUCGCUGGAGUCCCACUACAGGCCUCCGGGCGGCGGCUACGAGCCCAAGAAAGAUUCCAGUGAGGGCUGUGCAGUUGUUGGUGCAGGCGUCCAGCCCUACCUAUAGGAGGUCCAAGCUCAGCAGUGCAAGUAGGUGUCACAAUUGCUUUGGAAAAAAAAGUCAGGAGGCCAUUCUCCCUUCCCAAGCUCAUAAAUACACAGAUACAAACCCCAGAUGUGGAAAUCCGGACCACAUAUUUUGCCACUGUA